This is a messenger RNA of Teleopsis dalmanni, 1210 nucleotides long. Its product is annotated as sepiapterin reductase-like. The transcript has a single exon. Gene Ontology annotation, biological process: tetrahydrobiopterin biosynthetic process. The record is from RefSeq and is a predicted model, not a curated record. Gene Ontology annotation, molecular function: sepiapterin reductase (NADP+) activity. The coding region runs from base 233 to 1045 and encodes 270 amino acids. NCBI's taxonomy places the organism in Eukaryota, Metazoa, Arthropoda, Insecta, Diptera, Diopsidae.
AGCUUAUCAAUUUUCACUUUGAGUACAGAGAUAAGAGAUGCUUUGGCAUGUUUUCACUUUAAUGUGCUGUAGACAUGAUAGAUGUCGCACGCUUCACAUAGGAAGUUGAUUUGUAGAGAAAAACAAUUGCAUUUCUUAGUACAGUUGAAAAUACGAAAGUGAAUAUACACGCCACUAAUUGUUUUAUUAAAUCUUAUUUGUAAAAAAGGAAGGAAGAGGAAAUUUAAUAGUUAUGGCAUCAAAAAGAUUUGAUUUAUAUAAACGCUGCUUUUUUAUAUUAAGCGGCAUAUCGAAUCCCUUGGGAAAAACUUUAACCAUAGAAAUGUGUCGUCGAUUCAAGGCAGGCUCCGUAGCUGUGUUAAUAGAUGAUUCUGAAGAGAAUCUGCAGGAAUUGAAAAAAGAGUUGGAGUUUCUUGAAAACGAUGUGGAAAUUGUUUGCUGUGACAUUGGCGACUGGCAAAAAGUUUCUGGAGCAACUUUCAGAGAAAUACUUGCUGCCUCAGUUAACAAUUACAUAGUAGAUGACUUUGAAUUGGCAUUUAUUCUACAUAAUGAAGGACUUAAUGCCACAAGUAAAUUAAUAGAACCACAAAUUGCUAAGGAUUGGAAAUUAUAUGUUCAAGAGAAUCUUUACGCACCUGUAGCUUUAAACCAGGAAUUUCUAAGAUUUAUGCAUUUCGAUGGCGUGAAAAAAUUGUGUGUCAAUAUAACUUCAAGCCUACAAGUGAAACCAAUUGUAUACAGUUCAUUGAUGGGGUCAUGCAAAAAGGCUCGUGAUAUGUAUUUUCGUGCUAUGGCUGCUGAAGAAGGUCGUAAUGGUGUUACUGUCUUAAACUAUAUGCCUGGUAUACUUGCUACUCAUGAACCUGAAUUGGAUGUAAAUGGUAACUUGGUGGAAGUAAACGAAUUGAAUAUGGAUGAAACAUUACUAAAUAUACCACGUGUUAGACCUAUACAGACAACUUUGAAACUUAUUAAUAUUUUAGAAGAUAUGUCCUUUAUAUCUGGGCAUGAUCUCGAUUAUUACGACACCUAUGUUUUAUGAGUAGUACUUGAAAAAUAUUAUCAGAUAUAUAUACGUUUUAUAUUUGAUGAUAUUUUUCAUUUGUAUAAAUUGAUGGCGAAUCAUAGCAAUGAUAAUAUUGAAAAUGUAAAUGAUAUUUUAAAUAAAAUUUUGAUGAUGUUUGGGGGUGAAAUGAAUGGCAACGGA